GACGGAACAAAGCACGGCCUGCGGGCGGUGGCUGAGAUCUCUCCGGAGACCGGGCCACGGAGAGCUGGUUCUCUGGGCAACAGCCCGCUGAAAACGUAAGAGGGGUCCAGGCGGCAUCGUGGUCCACGCCUGCCUGGCUAUGAACGGGCUGCCCGCGACUGAGGCGCCGGGCGGCGCGGGCUGCGCUCUGGCCGGGCUCCCGCCGCUACCGCGCGGCCUCAGCGGCCUUCUUAACGCUAGUGGGGGCUCGUGGAGGGAGCUGGAGCGUGUCUACAGCCAACGGAGCCGCAUCCACGACGAACUGAGUCGUGCCGCCCGCGCCCCGGAUGGUCCUCGCCAUGCCGCUGGAUCUGCUAACUCAGGUUCUGCAGCGGGCCCGCGCCGCCCGGUUAACCUCGACUCUGCACUAGCCGCGCUGCGCAAGGAGAUGGUGGGGCUGCGACAGCUGGAUAUGUCCCUGUUGUGCCAGCUGUGGGGCCUGUACGAGUCGAUCCAGGACUACAAGCAUCUGUGCCAAGACCUGAGCUUGUGCCAGGACCUGUCAUCCUCUCUGCACUCGGACAGCUCCUACCCACCUGAUGCCGGCCUGUCUGAUGACGAGGAGCCUCCUGAUGCCAGCCUGCCCCCAGACCCUCCACCCCUCACCGUACCCCAGACUCACAAUGCCCGUGACCAGUGGUUGCAGGAUGCUUUCCAAAUCAGCCUUUGAAAGCUGAGGUGGAUAGGAACGCACCCAUACAAAAGGCUCAAAACUUGCCCUUCAGCAAGUCCUUAGUCUACAGUGCCUGCUCUUUUACCGGUACCACCUCACCUCACUUCAGGAGGGCAAGGCAUUAUACCCAUCAGGCAAAGCGGUCAAGAUUGCAGCCUGUGCCCAGUGUCCUGGGCUUCCACUUCUCCCACAUGUGUGCACCCUAGCUUGGCCAGCCCUUAGUCUGACUGUGGGGCCCAAAGCGUCUUGCACUCCCGUUUGCAUCUCUGGGACUGGGAUGAGUGCCUAGCUCUCAUCUCUUUUUCGUCUUUUGCUGCCUCUUGCAGCUGCUGGCUCAGCGGCAUCCCUACCAGUGGCCCCAGGGGUUCAUUGCCUGGGACAAGGGCUCCAGAACCCACCUCUGUAGCCACCCACGACCAGAAAGGCUAAGGUCUUUAUGCUGGAUAUUUAAGUUUAGCGGCCAGUUCCUGGGCGGGAAAAUAAAUAAUUUCAGCAUUGUA
Messenger RNA from Mus musculus (house mouse), 1212 nucleotides. RefSeq names its product family with sequence similarity 89, member B (gene Fam89b). Gene Ontology annotation, cellular component: lamellipodium; cell surface; cytoplasm. The transcript has 2 exons. The record is from RefSeq and is marked validated. The coding region runs from base 140 to 709 and encodes 189 amino acids. Lineage: Eukaryota; Metazoa; Chordata; Mammalia; Rodentia; Muridae.